AUGCAAACAGUCCUAUCGAAAACUGGGAUCGAAGUCCGCUAUCCCUGCACUGUCCAUCUGCUGCUCAAUGGGGAGAAUUUCGAGUGCGACUACAAGUCCGAUCACACAGGCCUGGACCUGCUGAAGUUCGUCUGCUCGAUCCAGAAGAUUCCAGACUACAGUCUGUGGGGGCUCAAAUACAUGGACUGCAAAAGCAUGGACGAGCAGCGCUACUGGUUGGACUUGGACAAGCUGAUCCGCAGCCAGAUGAAGAACAUCAGCCCCAUUCGCUUCUACUUCCGAGCCAAAGUGUAUCCUCCUGAGCCGUAUAAAGUGCAGGAGGCGUCCGUUCGGCAUCUGCUGUUCCAGCAGCUGCGACUGGAUUUGAUGGGCGGGCGGCUCUUCUGCGAGGUGAACGAAGCAGCCAUGUUGGUGGCUUUGGUGUUGCAGCAUGUCCACAGCGACUUUGUCCCGACAAGCGCCUGGAUCUACAUCAUGUACAUGAAGAGCCACGUGCUGCGCAAAGAGCGCUGCUCCUGCGAGUUUUACUCGGCCGUGCAAAAGAGGGCCCUCGACAUCUACCAAAGACUCCUUGCCGGCCUGCAGCGGCUGGAGAUUGAGGACAUGUUCCUCCGCUUGGCCUCCAAGCUAGACUCCUAUGGGGUGGAGCCUUUUCUGGUGCGCAACAUCGACAAGCAAGAGCUGCUCCUCUGCAUCAACUUCCACGGGUUGCGCGCCUACGGCAAGAACAAGGCGAUUUUCCUGCUGCGUUGGCCCCAAGUGAGCAAAAUCACCCAUGAGGGCAAAGGCCUGUUCGUCCACUUUGCUCAAGGAGGCGUUAAGGUGCUGGAGUGCAUCAGCUUUUCCGAGUGCGCGUAUAUAUGGAGCAUCGCCACCGACCACCACGUCUACUUCACUUCUCCCAGGUACGUUUCCUCAGCAGCUAGGGAGGAAGAUUCGCCACUUCCGCAGGAUGGUCGUUCGGACCUUUCAAGCUUCUUCGGCUCGUGUUUGAACGAGUACAAGUGCGCCCGGUUUGAGCACGAAAUGCUGGAGGAGCAGCUGCAGGUUUCCUGCAGCCUGCUGCGUUUGAUCGACUUCAACUCUUGGCGGUCGCAGCUGUCUGUCAUCUACGCAGUGGUUAUUCUGUACAUCAUGGGCACCCAUGCUUGCUUGUUUGAGGAACUUCCUUUCUUUGAGGGUUUGAAGAAUUGGGUGCUCAGUUUCAUGUCCCGGCUUGUUUUUAAUAAAGUGCUGCCGUUUUGA
Dendroctonus ponderosae (mountain pine beetle) is the source of this 1245-nucleotide messenger RNA. RefSeq names its product FERM domain-containing protein 5. The transcript has a single exon. Gene Ontology annotation, cellular component: cytoskeleton. NCBI's taxonomy places the organism in Eukaryota, Metazoa, Arthropoda, Insecta, Coleoptera, Curculionidae. Bases 1 to 1245 code for a protein of 414 amino acids. The record is from RefSeq and is a predicted model, not a curated record.